UUAAAAAAAAAAACUGCGCCUUAAAAGGCUUCUCUCUUCAUACUCUAUAGUAGAUACUCUCUUAUGAAUUGCGAAGAGCAUUGUUCUCAAAUCAACAAUACCCCCUACCAUACAGGGAGCAGGAAUUGAGCAUUCAUGCUUAUUGGAUUACUUUUUCCUUUGGAUUUUCCAUCCUAUUUUCCUUUUGUGUAUUUUUGCCUAUGGAAUGGCUUUUUAUGUGAUGUCUGACAAUUGUUCUCCUUUAUGGUCAAUCCUUCAAAACAUGGUUUACUCCUGAUUAUCAAUAGGUGCCAUAAGUGCUGCUUUUUUAUGUCAGUGGUCUUUUCUUUUUUUUUUUCUUUUUACUGUUAUUGUUCCAUGUUGCUGAUUACGUAGCAGAAGGCCUGGCUAAUUAGUUCUACUCGCUGUUUGCCUAAAUGAGAUUCUAGCUCGUAUGGAAUUAGCAGCCAGCACCAUUGGAAAAUUAAGACGGGUUAGGAGCAGGAGCAGAUUGUACACAGUAACAGCACAUCCCCAUCAUCCUAUUAGCUUUGUCUCCACUUCAAACCUGCAAAUCCCUUCAAGCACUAUGGACGCUCCCCCUGCACAACUAACUGAGAUUCCGUUAUCUGUGACUCAGUUAAACAAUGGCCAACAGAAGAAAACAGCCGUUGAUAAUUUCACUAUUACACAGAAAUCAAAAUAUCUUACUGUUAAUCAGUACCUACCAGGCACCUACCCAAACCAAGGAAGCAUCAAUGGAGCGUUUGAUUCCUCUGGUUGUGUGGAUAGCCACAAUAACUCAGUUGUUAACAAUUAUGUGGCUGAAAACCAGGAGAUUGCAACAAGUGGCAUGCAUUUUAGUGAUGGCAAAAGAAAAGUUGACUAUGUCCUUGUCUACCAUUAUCGACAUCGGCCAACCCAACACAAUGGAUCCCCCACCAACCACCGGCCUCCAGCGGUUAUUGUUUCUAAUGGAAAUUCAGUGACCCCAGAGGAAAUAGGGAAGACACCUCCGGAACAGCCUCUUCCUGGGGAAUCACAUAAUCAACAACAAAAACUUAAAGGACAAAGUCAACAAAAACAACAGAAUCAGGAACAUCAACCUGCUAGAAAUGGUAACUCCUGUCAUCCACACGAGGUGGUGGUGGUAGAGAUGAGCCACCAGGAUGCCCUAGAAGAGGAAAAGAGGUGUCAACGGGAAGAGUUUGAGCAUAAUCUUAUAGAUGCUGGAUUGGAGUUGGAAAAGGACAUUGAGAACAGGACUCAGGGUCUCAACUUUGUAAGGAUUCACGCACCAUGGCAUGUGUUAAGUCGUGAAGCAGAAUUCCUUAAAAUUAAGGUGCCCACAAAGAAGAUGUAUGAAGUGAAACAAGGAAGUGGUAUCAUGGUCAAAUUAAACGCUAUAUGGAACAAAUGUACAAAGCCUUUACAGCCCAAUGUGCCACAAUUAGGUGGAAACGCGAAGAUGAAACCUUUGUCUUAUCCGUUCUCCAGAGACAAAAUGCAUCUGUACGAUAUUAAAGACAAAGACACAUUUUUUGACAAUGCAACACGCAGUCGAAUAGUUCAUGAAAUUUUAAAGCGAACGUCUUGCACAAAGGCCAAAUACAGUAUGGGUAUUACCACAUUGAUAGCGAAUAAUGUCUACGAAUCUGCCUAUCCUUUGCAUGAUGGGGAUUAUGAUCACAAAACAAGUGAAUUAAACGAGAGAAUGUUGUUACACAGAGAAUGGGCAAGAUAUGGAGCAUUUUACAAAUAUCAACCUGUUGAUCUAAUAAGAAAAUAUUUUGGAGAAAAAAUUGGACUGUAUUUUGCCUGGCUUGGACUCUAUACAUGGCUGCUAAUUCCUGCCUCUUUGGUUGGGAUAAUAGUCUUUCUGUAUGGAUGUAUAACUAUCGAUGAUGACAUUCCUAGCAAAGAAAUGUGCUACACUGACCAAACGUUCACCAUGUGCCCACUAUGUGACAAGGCGUGUGACUACUGGAAUCUAAGCUCUGCCUGCAGUACAGCACGUGCCAGCCACUUAUUUGACAACCCGGCCACUGUCUUCUUUUCUAUUUUCAUGGCUCUUUGGGCUACCUUAUUCCUUGAACACUGGAAACGAUUGCAAAUGAGGUUAAGCUACUUUUGGGACCUUACAGGCUUGGAAGAAGAAGAAGAACGUAUAAAGGAACAUCCAAGGCCAGAAUACGAAACUAAGCUGCUUUUAAUGAAAGAGAAGUGCAAAGCUAGGAAAAAUGGGAAGAAAGAGAAAUUGACAUGGAAGGACCGAAUUCCUGCCUAUUUGGUUAAUUUUGGAGCUAUUUUAUUUAUGAUUGCACUAACAUUUUCAGCAGUGUUUGGAGUCAUCAUUUAUCGCAUCACCAUUUCAGCAGCCUUGGCAUUAAGCACAAACGAAAGCACAAGAGCAAACGUUCGUGUGACUGUGACAGCAACCGCUGUUAUCAUUAACCUAGUCGUAAUUCUUAUAUUAGAUGAAAUUUAUGGGUCUGUCGCAAAAUGGCUGACUGAAAUAGAGGUACCUAAAACAGAAAAAACCUUCGAAGAACGGUUGAUUCUCAAAGCCUUUCUCCUGAAGUUUGUAAACUCCUAUGCCUCAAUUUUCUAUGUUGCCUUUUUCAAAGGAAGGUUUGUUGGAAGACCUGGCAGCUACAACUACAUUUUCAAUGAUUACAGAGUGGAAGAGUGUGCUCCGGGAGGAUGUCUGAUGGAGCUCUGCAUUCAACUCAGUAUCAUCAUGUUGGGGAAACAAUUGAUACAGAACAACUUGUUCGAGAUUGCAAUACCGAAAUUGAAAAAAUUGUUCAGAAAGUUGAAGGAUGAAAGGACAGACUCACGGGAGAACAGUCUGCACAAUUCUAGAGAACAUCAACAAUGGGUCCGUGACUACGCUUUGGAGCCAUUCACUGGACUGACACCAGAAUACAUGGAGAUGAUAAUCCAAUUUGGCUUUGUGACUUUGUUUGUGGCAUCGUUUCCUUUGGCUCCACUCUUUGCUCUGCUCAAUAACAUUAUAGAAGUGCGGCUCGAUGCAAAAAAGUUUGUAGCAGAGUUAAGAAGACCAGAUGCUGUUCGCGCUAAAGAUAUAGGUAUUUGGUACAAUAUUUUAAGUGGAAUUGGAAAAUUUGCAGUCAUCAUAAAUGCGUUUGUAAUAUCUGUGACAUCAGAUUUCAUUCCUCGUCUCGUGUAUCAGUAUAUGUACAGUUCAAAUGGAUCCAUGCAUGGAUUCAUCAAUCAUACCCUUUCAUACUUCAAUGUCAGCCAUCUAAAACCCGGAACCCAGCCAGAAAACUCACAGUUUUCCCAAGAUGUUGUUUUCUGCAGAUAUAAAGAUUAUCGAGAACCUCCUUGGUCUUCGAACCAGUAUGACUUUUCCAAGCAAUACUGGACAGUUUUAGCUGUACGACUAGCCUUUGUUAUACUCUUUCAGAACUUGGUUAUGUUCUUGAGUGCGGUGGUGGACUGGUUAAUUCCCGACAUUCCCAAGGACAUUAGCGAGCAAAUCAAGAGAGAGAAGAGCCUGAUUGUCAACGUCUUCCUCAAAGAGGAACACAAAAAACUCCAACUCUUGGAGAACUUUAUUAUGCACGACAAACAGCGAGCAAAGACAGAGAACAGGGGGCGGCGGAGCCGAGCAGCGAGCUUCUGCCAGUUUAGCCGCAGCCAACGUGGCAGCUUCACAUCGUUCAGCUCACACCACACCGACGUGUGACUCCUUUUAAGCCUGCUAGAUAUACAGCAAAGAAAAUACUUAUACAGUCAAAGCGUAUAAUAUUGAAACUGGAGAUGGAAGAACGUGUGAAAUGACAGAAUGGGAUGAAGGCAGAAUUUUUUUUUUUAAGUUAAUUUUACCGCAAACGUCUCCAAAAAUGAUCUGAAGCAGGCUUUGUAAUCUAUAACGAAUAGUCUGAUGCUCAGUACGGCACAGACAGGCUUAAGUACGACUUGGUACAAAAUAAUUCCUGCUGCUCGUAAUAUGCAUGUGGCUACCAGAACCGAAUACAGGACAAGGAGUAGGAGCAAAAAAAGGCCACAACUUUUUGUUUUUUCACGUUUGAAUUCUUUUUUUUUUUUAAAUAGAUUUAGCCAAGCUCAUAAAUUUUUCAUGAGCAAUGACUUUAAAUCAUGUGACAACUCUUAAACACUGCGCGCUAUUGAGAAUCCUGCUGCUGUGCUUUAAAAUAAGACAGUGUAAGCAUAUCAAUAUACAUCAGAUUCAUACAAUUGCUAGACUGCACAUUGUACUCAAAAGCAUAUUUUUAUUUUUUAAUGGAUUAAAAUGUACAGUAAAAAGAAAGUAUAUCUUUUAAUGAAGCUGCUCAACUUAAACACAAAAACAAACAAAAGGAAUGUAUAUCUUUAAAUUAAAUUGCUUUACUGGGAAUGUGUAUAUUUGCAAUAAACUAACUUCCUCUGCUACCUUUGUGCUCUCCAGACGACAUGCAAUCCGUGCCCUCCUUAUUGUGCGUGUAUAGCUGGGUGCUCUUGAAAACUUUUUGAAUGUAUAGCGAGAAGAACCACAAUCUCAGGGCUAAUUUUAUAUUGUUUGUUCUUGAAGAUGAUGUAUCAAAGAUGUUUUUGAUACCUGGACAUUAAAACACAUAUAAAUGAUCCAACCUCUAAAUGUAACCAUCACAUUUUGUCUCUGAUGCUGAUAAAAGAAAGGAAUGAAUGUAUAAUCAGAGGUGAUAAUAAACCUUUUCUUUCUUGA
Messenger RNA from Rana temporaria (common frog), 4693 nucleotides. It is a transcript of the gene ANO2, whose product is annotated as anoctamin 2. The record is from RefSeq and is a predicted model, not a curated record. The transcript is spliced from 26 exons. Gene Ontology annotation, molecular function: protein dimerization activity; chloride channel activity. Gene Ontology annotation, biological process: chloride transmembrane transport. The coding region runs from base 434 to 3694 and encodes 1086 amino acids. Gene Ontology annotation, cellular component: plasma membrane. Lineage: Eukaryota; Metazoa; Chordata; Amphibia; Anura; Ranidae.